Messenger RNA from Hibiscus syriacus, 1083 nucleotides. RefSeq lists its product as uncharacterized. The transcript is spliced from 2 exons. NCBI's taxonomy places the organism in Eukaryota, Viridiplantae, Streptophyta, Magnoliopsida, Malvales, Malvaceae. Bases 165 to 926 code for a protein of 253 amino acids. The record is from RefSeq and is a predicted model, not a curated record.
UAGAGGAAAGAAUCCCUUGUUACUCACUUCAACUCUAUUUGUUUAAGAACCAAUGAAGAUAAAGUAUCCCCACAUUUGCUUAGGCCUUCUAAUUCACAUUAUUCAUUGAUUGAACAACUGUGAAGAUCUCACAUUCAAACAAUAGUUCUUCUUCAUUUUCCCCAAUGGCUGGCUCCAGUGCCACCACUGUCAGCCUAAAGCUUCUGAUAGACUCGAAAUCGAACAGCCUUGUGUUUGCCGAAGCAGGUAAAGAUUUUGUUGAUUUUCUCUUUAAUAUAAUGUCAUUACCUGUUGGCACUGUGAUAAGGCUCCUUGGUGAACAAACAAUGGUGGGCUGCACCGGAAACAUUUACGAGAGCAUCGAUAAUUUGGGCGAUUCCUACAUGCAAUCAGCAGCUAACAAAGAUAUCCUUCUGAAGCCAGUCGUUACUAACUAUGCUGCUAAUGUAUCUCCCCUGUUGCCUAGACUGCAAUCCUCGACAUACACCAAUCUUUAUAAGUGUGACAACAAUUAUUAUCAGGGAUGCAAAAUGAAUGUGACAAAUGAUCCGAAUACCAUUUGUCCGUUCUGCGGUCAUGCUAUGAAGUAUAAAGUAAAUUUUGUGAAUCCGACCAACGAGCCUUCAAGCUCGGGUGAAGUAGGUUUUGUCAAGGGAGCUGCAACUUACAUGGUAAUGGAUGAUUUGGUGGUGAGGCCUAUGUCCACUGAAUCUAUCAUCACUUUGCUCAACGAGUUCAGCAUUAAAGAUGUCCGUGAACUGCAAGUGGAAGUCGUUAGUGUUGGAGUUAACGAGGGUGCGAAGUUACUGAAGGCAUUGUUGCAGUCCAAAACUGCACUUACGGACGUGUUCGUUGAGAGGAAAGCAGGGGGCAGCAACGUUAGCAAUUCCAGUGAUUCCGUCGUCAUAGAGGAAAAUACUGAUUGAACUUCAGCUUGGGAAAAUCUUUCAAGAGCCUAGGAAGAGAAGCUCUUUUGCUUUUCUUUGACUUCAGCAGUUUGCAUGUCAAUUUGCCUUCAAACUGUUAUGUAAUAACAGUAUUAGUAGAUCUUUAUACACUAUUUAUAUUAUUUUUAGCAUCGAA